Messenger RNA from Sordaria macrospora k-hell, 5832 nucleotides. The record is from RefSeq and is a predicted model, not a curated record. NCBI's taxonomy places the organism in Eukaryota, Fungi, Ascomycota, Sordariomycetes, Sordariales, Sordariaceae.
AUGCUGCAUUAUCAACGCUACCAGCGGCCCAUCCCACCGUCUGUUAAUCGUCGACCUGCCGACCAUAAGACUUUCUCGCGAUUUCGACCUAACAAAUCCGACCCCGAAGACGAAAACUUUGACCCCAUUGCCGAAAAACAGCGAACGCCGCGAAGUGCAAGGAAGCAAACAAGCACACGUCGCCAAAAGAACAGAGGCGCUGCUGGCGGUGCGCGCAGGCGAAACAACCGAUACAAAGGGUCCGACAUUGAGGACGACGACGACGACAUUAGCGAGAGCGAACAAGACGUCUCUUUCGGCGAAGAGGAAGACGAAGAAGAGGAGGACUCAGACGCUCCCGUCAACGCUACGGGAAGGCGGGUGCGCCAGGCUGCCGCGAAACAUCAAUCAUACAGGGAAAGCAGUGAAGACUCAGACGAGGUCCAAUCGUCUGACCAAGAUAAAGACGUAGUCCAGGAGACCGACGAAGAGCAACACAGACCCUCGAUAGAAACUCCUGAACGGAGUCCCAACAACAAGAAGAAGUCUCGCAUCGUCGUGCUAAGCGUCAAGACAGCCGCGAAGCCAAGCUCACAACGAUCAAGACGUGGCACUGCCGCCAAAGAACCAGCAACAAUGGCUCCCCCGACCCGCCGCUCUACUAGAGCCCGGACGGAGGAGACGGACGAGCCGUUGCUCGAGCUUUCCAACUCAGGAAGACAUACCCGCGUCACUCGCGCAUCAAGAAGCAAAUCACCCGAAGCCAUGGGCCACCCCCCCAGAGCUACCCGUGGUGCCAAGGUCGAGACGGAUAUACCCAAUGCCGACAAUGUGGACGAGUUGCCCGGCGACGCGAACAUGACCGAUGCGCCUGCUGACCAUCAGGAAGAACACCAAGAGGGAGCUGCUGAACAGGUCGUGGAGGAUCAAGAUGCUCAACAAGUAGCUCAAGAACAGCCUGCCCAGAUCGAGAGCCAACCAGCAGCGGAAGACGCCGAUGUUGACGACGAAGACGAUGCUCCGAUUACUAGGCGGACUCGUGGGGCUAGAGCCGUCACAUCUAACGUACCUACCUCGAACACAGCUGCAGCAGCUGAGCCAGAGGCUGAAGGACUCAGGAGCCGCUUGAGGCGUGGAUCUCGCCUGAACAAGAGGUCGCUCGCAGAACCUAGUAGUGACUUUGAGCCCGGUGACGAGUCGGGCGAUAACGAAGCCUAUGCCUCGGAGGCUUCAGUCAAGAAGAAGGGUAGUCGUAAGGCUUCCAGUGCCGACGAGUCUGCCGGCACACCCGGUCGUGGACGUUCCACCCGCACCCGCGCUGCCAAGAGGACUCGCCGUGCCCAGGACUCUGGCGAUGAGGAAGUCGAGCCGGAUCCGGAGGAGUUGGCUGAAGAACUCGUAGAUCUUCAUGAGAGCUCACGCUUAGGGCAAGGAAGAACUCGCCGUCGCCGCUCACCUUCCAUUGUCUAUGAGGAGCCCGCCGGCAAGAGACGUCGCACCAACAAGCGUGUCGAUUAUACCAUCCCCCCCAUCGACCUGGCCACCCUCGAUGCUGAAGAGGAUGAGGAGCCAGUGGCAACCCCAGCAAGAGGCCGCAAGAGGAACGCAGGCGCUGCAGGAUGGGAUCGUCCUUUGAACACCACCUAUGGCCCAUUUGGCGGCGCAAAAAGUGGUGCUCUGCUAGGAGGCCCUUGGGGCACCGGCGCCACGGGCGGCGUUGAUUCCGACAGCAGCGACGACGAGAUGGUUCAGCGAGCCGGUCCUGGCCAGAACCCUAUUGGCAUGACGCCCACUUCUGCCGCUCCCCCCGUUGGCUUAUUCAAUCCUGCGGCUCAGACCCAUAACGUGGACGGCUUCGGUGGUAUUGGAGGCGCCACACCUCAAGUUGGCAAGGUGAAGAAUCCCAAGGCGUUUGCGGAUGCGGAUCCUCUUGGCGUCGAUAUGAGCGUCGAUUUCAGCAAAGUUGGUGGUUUGCAAGGCCACAUCGACCAGCUCAAGGAAAUGGUCCAGCUUCCCCUCUUGUACCCCGAACUGUUCACCAGAUUUCACGUUACACCACCACGAGGCGUCCUUUUCCACGGUCCGCCCGGUACCGGUAAGACUCUGCUUGCCAGAGCCUUGGCCAACUCGGUCGGUUCCGGAGGCCGCAAGAUCAGCUUCUACAUGCGCAAGGGAGCUGAUGCUCUCAGCAAAUGGGUUGGUGAGGCUGAGAAGCAGCUGAGGUUGCUCUUCGAGGAAGCUCGGAGGACGCAGCCAAGUAUUAUCUUCUUCGAUGAGAUUGAUGGCCUGGCUCCUGUGCGGUCUAGCAAACAAGAGCAGAUCCAUGCCAGUAUUGUCUCUACCCUGCUGGCGUUGAUGGAUGGUAUGGAUGGCCGUGGCCAAGUCAUCGUCAUCGGUGCCACUAACCGCCCCGACAACAUCGACCCUGCCUUGCGUCGUCCCGGCCGUUUCGACAGAGAGUUCUACUUCCCCCUUCCUGAUAUCGAAGGCAGGCGAUCGAUUCUCGACAUCCACACUAAGGACUGGGGUCUGUCGAAUGAUUUCAAAAACGAGUUGGCCCAGGUCACCAAGGGAUUCGGUGGUGCUGAUCUCCGCGCCCUUUGCACCGAGGCAGCUCUGAACGCCAUUCAGAGGACAUACCCCCAGAUCUACACCUCUAAGGAGAAGCUUGUUGUCAACCCCGAGAAGAUCAACAUUGAGGCGUCCGAUUUCAUGCGAGCGAUCAAGAACAUGGUCCCAUCAUCUGAACGUUCGGCCUCAUCCGGUGCCAUGACCAUUCCCAAAUUCAUCAAGCCACUUCUGGAGAAGCAGUUCGAAGCUCUCGUUGCGCAGCUCGAUAGGGUUUUGCCUCGCCCAAAGAAGACCACCGCGCUUGAGGAGGCCAUGUAUGAGCCGUAUAAGGAUCUCGAUGGCGGGUUCGAGAGGGAGCAGAUGAGUCAGGAUUUCCAGAGGUCGCGUAUCUAUCGCCCUCGCCUGCUCCUUUGCGGAGUGGCCGGUAUGGGACACAAUUAUCUGUCAAAGGCUGUUUUGCAUCACUUGGAAGGUGUUCACAUUCAGGAUUUUGGUUUGCCUGUUCUGCUGAGUGAUUCAAGGCCCGCUGAACAAGCCAUUGUGAGCCUCUUCACCGAGGUCAAGCGACACAAGCCGAGUGUCAUCUUCAUCCCUAAUGUGGAUGCUUGGUGGGCGACCCUCAGCGAUGCCGCCCUGACGACAUUCACCACGAUGCUCAAAGGCAUCCCACCUACUGAGCCCAUUCUUGUACUCGGCACAGUGGAGACGAUGCCUGAACUUGUCCCAGCAGAGAUUAUGACCGAGCUGUUCGGCUUCUCGAAAAGGAACCGCCCCGUUAUCCCCGGUCCGGACCGCGAACAGCGUGUUAUGUUCUUUCUUCCCGUCAUCCAGCACCUGUGGAAGGCCCCUGAAGAAUUCCCGGAUCUCUCCAAUCGCAAGAUGCGGGUGCUCGACAAACUGCCGGUUGCCCCGCCGCCGCCACUCAGGGUUCCUACCAAGGAGGAGGUCAAGCUUCAGCGAAAGUGGGAUUUUCACGCCCUGAACUUGCUGAAGGCCAGGCUGCAACCGAUUAUGGAUCAGAUCCAGCGCAGAUAUCGCAAAUUCAGACAGCCCGUCAUUCCCCCCAACACGAUCAGCUACCUUUUCCAGGAGUCUGAUCCCAACUAUGUCCGUCCCGACGUGGGCGAACAGGAGCAGCGGCCUUUUGUCAUCUCAAAGGACCAAAAUGGCGUUGCCGGUCUUCUGGACACCAAGACGGGCAAGUUUUACUACAACCUUGAUUCUACCACAAUCGAGGAACGCUUGGCCAAUGGCUAUUAUGCCCGUCCGAUGGACUUCUACGAGGAUGUUAGGCGUUUGCUCCUCGAUGUCAAGACUAUCGGCGAUAAGGACUACCUCCCGAAGGCGAGCGAGAUGGUUACAAAUGUGGAGAUUGAUGUGUUUGAUAUCGACCUUAGCUUCAAAGCACAAGGCGUCAACUUUGAGGAUAUCUACCAGAGGCAGCUCGAGAGAGCGAGGAAGGCCGAAGAGCGUCAGCGCAAGAAGGCGGCUUUCAAGCCCAUGAUCGACAAGAUCCAGUCUGACUUUGCCGAGACCCAGGCGGAUAGUGAUUCUCAGGGUCCUGUCGGUGUUGGAUUGCCCAUGGCCAACCAGACUGGCCACACAACGGCGGCUAGAUUCCAGGUCAUUGCGAGCCCCAAGUCGAACGGAAACCCCAAUUCCUCCGGAUCGCACCCUCUCACUAACGGAACGUCGAACCCUUCCAACCAAGGCGAGACGGGCCAGACAGUGGAGGAGGAAAGCACUUUGCUCUUCUCACAGGGAGUUGAGAUCAGCUCGCCGCUUAGAUAUCGACAUGCUCAACAACAACAACAGCAGCAGGGCAGAAUCGUUACAGAGUCCACGAGAGCGACGGUCGGCACAUUUUCUCAGAGAUCGGUGCUUACUUCGGUGCCCCCCGGAGUCUCGCCGGCUGCCAUCCAAAAUGAUGCUUCAAGCACCAGAACGUCUGACCCCAGCUCGGACCGUGGCGAGUGGAGCACGCAGCAGACAAAUGGCCAGCACAGCAUCCCUCGCGGAACAUCGCAGUUAACUGAGAGCCAGGAGACGAAAAUCAACCGCACGGCCGCAUCGCUCGUUGUCGAGACCGGCAGUCAAAGCCAAAGCCAGAACAACUCUUCUGGCAGUAGUGGCCCGUGGCCUCAUUCACAGAUGGCUGGUAUUGCGCAGGGCGUUUUACUGCCGCCUGUACCUGAGGAGGCCGAGGCCCACGAGACUAGCGAAGCUCCGGCUGAUGGCCUCCGUUCGUCGUCCUCCAAGGACCAACCCCAACAGGGUGGCGGUAACGGCGACAGUCAAAGCAGCAAGCCUAGCAACGACACUCCGGACAGCCAACAGAGUAUCGCGGAAGGCAUACGCCUUAGGACACUUGCGAUCGCAGACUGUCUCGAAAGGGUUCUGCACGGCCCCGUCCGCCCUGGCAGCACCGGCAAGAGGACGGAUAGCUCCCCGUACAUGAACAACAGCCCGGCCCUUGGCCGCAACAACGUCCACCUUCCUCCCGGUCGUCGUGGCACCACGGAAUCGUCCCAGCAGACUAUCCUUAAUGAUGGUAAGGUCUGCGAAUUCUGGUCCUCGCUCGUCGACCGCACGGCCGGCUGCACCAUUGAGCAGAUGGAGCAGAUCCACAGUCAGCUCAUGUAUAUGAUCUGGGAGCACCGCCACGAGUGGAAUCGCAUGCGUCUUCUGUCGAUGCUCGUCGACAACUUCAACGACACUUUUGCCGACAUCCAACUUGUGCAGGGCAUCCGGUUUGAUGCCCAGGGCCAAGAGCAGCGUGAGCGUGAGAGGAAAGAACUUGAGGCCGCUAAGAGCUCGUUGCAAACUUCUGCUCAGUUUCAGCAGGGUCAACUAACCCAGGCUCAAAGUGCCGUUGCUGCUGUUCCUGUUGGCGCACCUACCUCUACUGGCGCUGCUGCCGCUGUUCCCGUCGGCGCUCCAGCCUCUACUGCUGCCGCUGUUGCUGGCGGAGGUAUUCCGACCCCUAAUCCUACUAUUGCUUCGGCCUCUGCCCCUCCUACCGUAGCCCCUUCUGUUACUAAUGUUCCUGCCGUGGCUGGAAAUGGCGACAGCCAGGGUACCGGUAGCAGCACCAGUAACAGCCAGAAGAGUGCCGGUUCCAGUAACAGCCAGAAGAGCAAGAGUGGUAGUGGUACUGGCAGCGGCAGUGCAAAGACCAGUAGCCAGAAGACGCCUACUAGCAAUAGUACCAGCCAGAAGAGCAACAAGUCGGGCAGAGCUGCGGCGGAGGAUGAUGGGUUGCCUUAUUUCUUUCUGAGGUAG